GCUCCGAGCCACGUGUCCAAGAAACGGCAGGUGCGCAGCGCGCGCCCGCAUAAUUCCCGCAGCCUGGCCUCCGUCGCCAUGGCGACGCGCCGUAAAUGAAAGCUGCUCGAGCGGCCCGACGUCAGCGUGACGUCGCGCUCGGAAAAGUUCGGCUACUCUCGUUGACCAAAUAUGGGCAGCGCUCCGGCGGGAGUCACGGCUGCGGCCAGCAUGCGAUUUGCGCUGGCCCCCGGUGGCUACCCGCGGUCCUUAGUUCGACCUGGGGCCGUUAAAUCGGCGGCUGCGGCCUGAAAGUGCCGCCUGGCAGCGUCAGCGCGGAGCCCGAGCGGCUAGCGGCUGCGCGGCAAGCCCUUUAAACAUCAUAAGGUGGCGCAGUGAAUGAAGCCGACGUCACCGCGACGUCAGGCGGUCGGCGCGCCGCGAUUGGCCGCGGGGGGUUCCGGCUCGCCAAAUAAGGCAGCGGGGCUCCCCGGGGCCCAUUCAUACGGCGGCGACGGCCCGCGAGUGCGUACGUCGCAGACACACGGAUGGGGACUCCCUAGCCGUCAUGACGAUGGACGGCCUGGACACGCUGUCUCGCGACUGCCUCCAGUUCAACCUGAGUUUUGAAUCGUUCAAGACGACCGGCGCCAGCGGCCUCGCGCCACCUGAGGGCUCCGACGACCCGCUGAACACGCCCGUGUCUACGACCGCCGAGCUGAUCACCUUCUUCGCCACCGAUGCGGUCAUCCCCGACCCAGUGCCCAUCUCAGGUGAGCCGGCCCACCGCUGGCCCGAGAGACCCGCGAGCCCACUGCGCGAUGCGGAGCAGCCCAAGGACCCGUACGGCCGGCUCGCCUACCGCGGCACGUUCACCACUGCUUGGCCCGGCCCCGACGCGGCGCCGUUCUUCGAGCAGCCCGAGCCCUUCCCUCCGCUCGACUCGUUCAAAGCCGCCCCGUACACGGCCGAGCCCGAGCCGGCCAAGUACCCCUGGUUCGCCUAUGAGCACGCACCUCCGGCGGCAGCCUCCUCUUCGUCGUCGGCGGCGGCGCCCAAGCCCGAGGAGCCGACAGCGACACUGGCCGAGUACAACCAGGCUACUAGCAAGGGCCACGAAAUCCUGAGCCAAGCUUACCAGAACAGCCCGGUGCCGCUCAAGCUGGUACCAGUCAAGCCCCGAAAGUACCCAAACCGGCCGAGCAAAACGCCCGUGCACGAGAGGCCGUACGCGUGCCCCAUCGAGGGCUGCGACCGGCGGUUCUCGCGCUCCGACGAGCUGACGCGCCACAUCCGCAUCCACACGGGACAGAAACCGUUCCGCUGCAACAUCUGCCUGCGUUCCUUCUCGCGAUCCGACCACCUCAACACGCACAUUCGGACUCACACGGGCGAAAAGCCCUUCACCUGCGACGCGUGCGGCCGAAAGUUCGCGCGCUCCGACGAGCGAAAGCGACACGGGAAAGUGCAUCUCAAGCAUCGGCUCAAGAAGGAGGACCACCCGUGAGCGCCGCGAGCCACCCUUGUACAUAGUGCUCUGUACAUAUCCCGACCCCAUCUCUCAUCUCCCCGAAUAAAACGGUGCGCAUCGACUCUCGGUCUUCCCU
Molecule: messenger RNA, 1586 nt
Organism: Dermacentor albipictus
Lineage: Eukaryota; Metazoa; Arthropoda; Arachnida; Ixodida; Ixodidae
Product: early growth response protein 1-B-like
Biological process (GO): regulation of transcription by RNA polymerase II
Molecular function (GO): RNA polymerase II cis-regulatory region sequence-specific DNA binding; DNA-binding transcription factor activity, RNA polymerase II-specific
Source: RefSeq, a predicted model, not a curated record